ACAAUGCUCCUAUGCGCUAAUGCAGAGGAUCGGCGUCCACUGAAUGGCAUUAGCCAUCCUCCAGAGAGUCCACGGUUUCAGAAAAAAGAAAUCCUCCAGGCAGAGAGAGUCCAUGGUUUCAGCAAAAAAAAAAAUCCUCCAGAGAGUCCGAACUCCAAACUGGCUUUGAGCAAGUGAAGUCCAUGAAGCAGAUAAGGCGCCCGCCAUCACCAUACACACAGGGCAUCCAAGUAAACCCCAUCGACGGGCAUGGGGGCACUACCCGUCGCCCACAAGCUCGCACUCACCUCGCCCUUCCUCCCGCGCCACCGCCGGCCCUGCCCCACCGCCCACUGCCGUCGCCGGCGACAUGGAGCGGUGGUGGCAUACAUGGAACCGAACUCGAACUCUCCGGCGGCCAUCGCGGGGCGCCUCAUCGGUGCCCUCCCCGUGGUGGGCCUCGUGGCGCGCAUCCUGAGCGACGAGGGCGGCGUCGGCGGUGACAUCAUCGACUUCGCGGAGUUCCGCCGCCGCAGCAAGAAGUGCACCGUCAUGGACUCGCAGGCCUUCUACGACUUCAACGAACGCCGCGGCAAGCCAGGAGAUCCCUUCUACGUCCUGCUGUGCUGCUGGCUGGCUGCCGUUGGUGGCGGGCUGCUGAAAACAGAGGAGAUCUUGGAAGGCGUGGCGCGGCUCCGCAUCUCCAACGACAUCGAGUUCGAGGAGGAGACCUUCAUCGACAUGAUGAGGGCAGCAAAGGAGAAAAGAGCAAAGCUGAAGGCUCCAACUCCGCAGAUACCGAUGGAAGCGCGGGCAGAGAAGGCCCUUGAAGCUAUAUACGUAUGCUGCUUUGGGCAGGACAUGGUCGAGCAAGAGGACGCGAAGCUCCUGUGCACCAUGCUGAACGCGGUCUUCCCGUCGGUCGGGAGGCAGGCGGUCGAGAGGAUGGUGGCGUCCAUGGCGAAGCAGGUGGCCACUGGCGAGAGGAAGCGCGGCGAGAAGACCGUAUCGAUGGAAGUGGUGCAGCGGCAGCUUAAGGACCUCGAGUUUCUGAAACAGAACAAGCUUGACUAGUGAUGAGCAGGACUUUUUUUGUCAAAUAGAUGGUGUUUAUAGUCCAAGAAACACAAAUCACGCGGCUUACUUGACAUACUCGAGUCAGGUAUUGAGGUUCUUGAUUGCA
Phragmites australis (common reed) is the source of this 1162-nucleotide messenger RNA. RefSeq names its product photosystem I assembly factor PSA3, chloroplastic-like. Lineage: Eukaryota; Viridiplantae; Streptophyta; Magnoliopsida; Poales; Poaceae. The record is from RefSeq and is a predicted model, not a curated record. Gene Ontology annotation, biological process: photosystem I assembly.